Abrus precatorius (Indian licorice) is the source of this 2333-nucleotide messenger RNA. RefSeq names its product exocyst complex component EXO70B1-like. Bases 37 to 2040 code for a protein of 667 amino acids. The record is from RefSeq and is a predicted model, not a curated record. NCBI's taxonomy places the organism in Eukaryota, Viridiplantae, Streptophyta, Magnoliopsida, Fabales, Fabaceae. The transcript has a single exon. Gene Ontology annotation, cellular component: exocyst. Gene Ontology annotation, biological process: exocytosis. Gene Ontology annotation, molecular function: phosphatidylinositol-4,5-bisphosphate binding.
GCAAAUCUUACUCGUUUGAGAUUGAGAGAGAACACAAUGCCACUACCCAACCAAAUCUCGAAAUGGAGAUUCCUUGGUCUCGCUUCAACCAUCAUAGGACUUCUCUGUUACGCUCUCAGUUCCUCCUUCAACUACUUAUUCGGGGAGUGGAACUUGUUCAAGGUCUUUCUUUACCUCGCUUUUAGCAUCUUCAUCAGUUUUGUAAUCUUGUUUGCAAGGGAAUGUCAAAUUUCAAAUAGUCUCAGACUCAAAGCACAUUGUGCCUUUCUGAUCUUAACAAUCACCUCUGUGUAUUCCUUUUUCUUCGACAAAGUAGUAAAUGGAAAACCAGAUGCAUAUAGCCUCAUUUCAUGUGCUGCUUUCGCUAUCGUGUCACUCACCAUGUCAAAGCAAACUCAAUGCGAAUUCGGAGUGGAUCUUCUUUAUUUUUUCCUUGGAUGUUUAAUAAUACAACUUAUGAAGAUUAAGCUGCUAUUAGGCAUAAUUGGAGCGUGUUUCAGUUACGCGCUAAUUAGUCUUCGUUUCUCCUUAGCCACGCCACACGGUGAGCAUCGUGUAAUCGAAAAUGAACAUUCAGUAGUUAUUGAAGUUGAUCCAUUGGAACUGGCUAGUAUGAUGCAAGAACUUAUGAAUUGUAUUAAGGCACUUGAAGAGAGUGAUUUGAAUCUCACCGACACGCUUUCGGAGUACCUUGAAGAUUAUGAUACUGAAUUAGAUUGUAACUUGGUGAUGGAUACGCUACCGUUGGAAACAAUCGAUAAUCUUCAUGAAAAGGUGAAGGUGAUGAUGGAAAUUGGAUUGGAGAAGAAGUGUUCUGAAGUGUACAGCACUUGCAGAAGAAAACGGUUGGAAGAGGGCGUAAUUGGAAAUUUGUUAGGAUUGAAAGUGAUCAACGUGGAGGAGGCACAUGUCGAAGAUUACAUGAUUAGAAAAUGGAUAAAGGCUUUUGAGGUUGCUAUAAGGAUACUAUUUCCCGGUGAGAGGGACCUCUGUUAUCGGGUUUUCUACGGGUUUCAAUCUAUUGCUGAUACUUGUUUCACAGAGGUUUGUCGAGGAACCACAAUUAAGAUGCUGAAUUUUGCGACUACGGUUGCAAGUGGAGGCACUUCGAAGUGGCGUUUGUGGCAAAUUCUCGACAUGUUUGGGACAUUAAGUGACCUAAUUUCGGAGUUUCAAUCGUUGUUUCCUAUGUCGUUGGUGAAUGAAGCAAUUGCGACAAGGAAUAGGUUGGGAGAAGCAAGCAGGGACGUUUUCAUUGAACUGGGGUAUCUGAUUUUUCGGUUUAAGAUGGUAUUCGUUCCACCCAAUGGCGGGCUUCAUCCGGUGACUAGGUAUGUUAGGAGCUACCUCGUUUCUGCUUACCGGUCACGCCGGUUACUGGAGCAAAUUUUACGAGAAUACCCCAACGUUGUUAAUGGAAGGAAAACAUGUUACUCAUUUUCUGCGCAGAUGGAUUUUAUAGUGGAGCGUUUAGAGAGGAAAUUAGCAGUGAAUAUCAAGAAUUACAAGGACGUUGCUUUGCGCUAUUUUUUCAUUAUGAAUAAUCUGAGUUGCAUAGAGGAUAUGGAAAAAGAGGAAGGAUUGGGAACCGUUUUGAGCGAUGAUUGGUUUCAGAAAACUAAAGCUAGAGUACAACAAAAUCUUGAGUUCUAUAAAAAAAACUCGUGGAAUAAGGUGUUGGAGUUGUUGAAGCUUGACGGCAAUGAGUUACUGGUGGCUAAUGUCGCAGCAGAUUCAAUGAAAGAUAAACUCUGUUUGUUCAACGAGAAGUUUAAGGAAAUGUGUAGUGUUCAGUCUACAUGGUUUCUCUUUGAUAAGCAGUUAAGGGCACAAAUAAUAGUCUCUCUGGAAAAUGUUUUGUUGCCAGCAUAUGGAAACUUUAUUGGGAGGUUCCAUGAUGUUCUUGGUGGGCACGCUUAUGAGUAUAUUAAGUUUGGGAUGUUUGACAUUCAAGAUCGACUCAAUCAUUUGUUUCUUGGAAACAGGAAGAAUAUAAGCAAUCUGCAAGAGCUACAAGGCUUGUUUAAAAUUAGAAAAUAAAAAUUUCAUCAUCGCAAACCAAGUUCUGUAGGGUUUGUGGCCUUAUCCCUCUCUACCAUGUAUAAUUUAAUUGCAUGCUUUAGUAUGUUUUAGAAUGGCUUGGGUCAGAUAUAAAACUCGGUUUAUGUAAAAAGUGAAAGAUAUCUUCAAUAGGAAUUAAAUAAUAUUAUUUAAAAGACAUUAAAAGGAAGUAAAAUCAGACAUAGGAAAACUUGGUGACUUAAUAAAAAAUAAAUGCUAAUUAUAUUCGUUUAAGAACAAAAAUUAUAUUUAUAAUACAAAAUUUAGUUAUU